AUGCUACAUGAAAUACUGCUCUCCUUGUCAGGACACCCGUCGCCACUUCUUAGGAAUGAGGAGUCCACCGCGGGCGGCCAGCCUCUGCUGUCCGCCCCGGAGAGAGAGCUUCUGAAGACGGCCGCUCAUAUAAGUGAGCUUCACUGCAGUCUCAUCCAACAUACAACUCACAUCAGUGCAACCCAUCCCUCGGUAAUUUGCCGAGCCGUUUCGACGGCCGUCAGCUCAGUUCACUUGGCUGCCUUCCAGCGCAAGAUACUGGAAGUCGAGGAUGGCAUUCUCCGCCAAGACGCCGGCCUCGUCGGAGCCUACAACAUAGUUCCCUUGACUGCCGCCUUGGGCGAGUUCACCGGCUGGACUCGCAGGCUCGAGUGGCUCUGGGCCCUGUCGCAAUUCAUGUUGAAGAAGAGAGAUCAUGGGUCGACGUGUCGGGGCGCGGAGCUGAUGAACAAGCUACGAGCUGAACUCCAGACCGGCUAUGCUGACAUUGAAGCAACGUCCUUGUCCUUGAUCCAGGUCGCCGAGACAGCGUGGCUCAAACAAGUCUCUGCUUGGGUUCUCUACGGCCGCCUGCCGGGCUUUGGCGCAGAUGACUUCUUCGUUCAGAAGGAUAGCGAAGAUGAGCAGGACUAUAAGGUUGAUCCCCAAUUGCUACCGUCAUUUGUCAGUGGUGACAUGGCAGCUUCGAUGCUAUUCAUUGGUACAUCGCUACACCGAGUCCGCGACAAAGGCGUCGCCGACCCUACGCUUGGGGCCCUUGGGCAUCUUUCCUCACAAAUCCAAGAGCUUUCAGCUCUCACAUACCCACUAAGCCCUACAGCACUAUCGAGAGCUAUCAUGUCUAUUCGCCUACAUCUAUCUAGAACGGUUCUACAGAAGCUCUUGCCCUUGGAGAAGGUACUCGAGAUGCUACAAGUGCUACGGCAAUUCAUGCUACUCGGCCGUGGCGAGUUCGCCAUGGCUCUAACUCAACAAGCCGACGAGAAGAUCCGUGAUCGAUGGCGCCGAGCAGACAAUCUGGCUUACGAGAAACGGGACGGUCUUGGUACGAUCAAUAUCAAGGAAGGUGAGGUAGCUGCGGUGCUUGCUCGGACCUGGGUCGCUCUAGGAUCUAUGCAAAGUCAACACGCAGGGGAAGACGAAGAGCUCGAACUAGCCAGGGAGCUUCUACAGUUAAACCUCUCCAAGUCGAAAGCAUCAACAGGAUUGUCUUUGGGCAAAGUGGUGGCCACCCCUUUCCGAAACCUCCUGCUGUCAGUACCUGUCGAUAUGACAGUCCGGAUCUAUUCACCCCUAGACCUAUUCCUAAGCAGAUCCGAUAUGCAAACAUAUACCUCGAUAAACUCAUACCUACUAUCAAUACGUCGCGCACACCUUCGGCUCACCGACCUGUGGAAAGUGACCCGGCUUCGCCGCCACCAUUUGGCGCCCCCGAGGCCGCCGUUCAGCAGCACGCAAGGCGGCAUAGCGAAAACCAAGGAACUUCGGAAACGCUGGUCCACGCGGGCGACCAACAUGCGUAGCGCAUGGACCACAAGCAGCGCAUCGAUCUUCUUCCUUGCUGAAAUAGAGGCGUACCUUCAGGUUGAAGUCGUCGAAGGUCUCUGGGACGACUUCCAGUCCUGGUUGACAGGCAAAAGGGAGGAAACAAGGCCCGGAAGUGAGAGUUUAGCUACAUAUGAUGAGGCAUUGACGAGGCCAACAGUCGCCAAUCAUGAUCCUCAGUCUCUAUCUAUAGCCCAUCAACAGUACUUGCAAGCUCUGGUUCGCCGCCUUUUGCUGACACAAGCCAAAUUCACCGAGCCGCUAUACAACUUACUCAUCCAAACGGAUCAUCUCGUUGCCCUCAUUUACCGGCUGGAUGGUAUUUGGACGUCCAUGGACCUUGAAGCCGACGAAGGCGUCGUCGACGCCUUUUCGAACCUAGAGGCCGAAGAGUCCGACGUCCAAUCUCAUCUCCGCGAAGUGGAGAGCAAGGUCAAGAAGGAAGUCGAAGAAGUCGUCCGGGUCCUCCGGGAUCUGAGCAUGGAUUCCGAAUUCCUGGCCGAGAUGGAGGACGAGGAUCCAGCAGGCGACAGCCGGGAGAUCAUGAUCGACGAGGGUGAGGGACGAUUUAAACCCAAGCGGAUCGGCGGAGUGGAUCGGCUGUUGAUGAAAUUGGAUUUCGGUCGCUGGUUCGAUGCGAAAGAGUGA
This is a messenger RNA of Neoarthrinium moseri, 2193 nucleotides long. RefSeq lists its product as uncharacterized. Lineage: Eukaryota; Fungi; Ascomycota; Sordariomycetes; Amphisphaeriales; Apiosporaceae. The record is from RefSeq and is a predicted model, not a curated record. Gene Ontology annotation, biological process: microtubule nucleation; meiotic cell cycle; cytoplasmic microtubule organization. Bases 1 to 2193 code for a protein of 730 amino acids. Gene Ontology annotation, molecular function: gamma-tubulin binding; microtubule minus-end binding. The transcript has 2 exons. Gene Ontology annotation, cellular component: spindle pole; equatorial microtubule organizing center; centrosome.